UUAGUGACGUAAACACACAUGGGGUAUCCAAACAGCUGAUUGCAGAGCUCGUGCAUGUGACAGUCUUACUGUGGUUGUUGUUGCCUGUUAGAUAUAACCUUGGCAUACUUAUGAUAAGGAAUUUAGGCAUUCCAAGGGUUUCCUCACACGAAGCUUCUAAGGAGGCCGAGGGAGAAGAUGGACGUCAAGACAGGCUAUGUUGCCGGUAGACUGGCGUUUAGGGGGGUUUUAUGCAGAAUCUCAGGUAUCUCUACGGCAGCCCAUUGCCAUGCUGUGAAGAAACAUUCAUGUGAGACAGUUUUCAAGUUUUCCCAGAGGUCGCUGUACCAAACCUCCACACCUGGUCAGCACAGGUGGUUCUGCCACAACUCCACACCUGGUCAGCACAGGUGGUUCUGCCACACUGCCACACCUAGUCAGCACAGGUGGUUCUGCCACACCUCCACACCUGGUCCACACGUGUGCAUUGUUGGGAGUGGCCCUGCUGGUUUCUACACAGCCCAACACAUCCUGAAAAACCACAAGACAGCCAGAGUUGACAUCUAUGAAAAGUUACCUGUACCAUUUGGUUUAGUGAGGUUUGGUGUGGCACCCGAUCACCCAGAAGUCAAGAAUGUGAUCAACACGUUUACCAACACAGCGUCCAAUGAAAGAUGUUCCUUUCUGGGGAACGUAACGGUCGGCAGGGAUGUGACGGUGGCGGAGCUAAGGCAGGCGUACGAUGCAGUCAUUAUGUCCUAUGGAGCUGAUGCAGACAAGGAGUUUGGGAUACCAGGAGAGGAUCUAUCUGGAGUUUACUCAGCGAGGGCGUUUGUUGGAUGGUAUAAUGGUCUUCCACAGGACAAACAUCUGGCCCCCAUGUUGGACACAGACACAGCAGUGGUGCUAGGGCAGGGGAACGUGGCAUUAGAUGUAGCCAGGAUAUUACUGACUCCACUCAGCAUUCUCAAGAUAACAGACAUCACAGACCAUGCAGCAGCAGCUCUAGAGACCAGCCAGGUGAAAACUGUCUAUAUUGUGGGCAGAAGAGGACCUUUGCAAACUGCCUUUACUAUAAAAGAGCUGCGUGAGAUGACCAAGCUGCCGGACUGUAGACCACUCUUAGAUCCUGCUGACUUUGCCGGACUUGAGGACAAAGUAAAAUCACUACAGAGGCCCAGAAAAAGGCUGACCGAGCUGCUGAUCAAGACAGCACAGACAGGGGGCGCAACUGCACAGGAGGCACAGAGGCUAGCCCAGGCCACUAAGGAAUGGGGACUGAAGUUUUUAAGAAGUCCUUUGGAAAUUCUGUCUUCUGAAGAUGGAAGUCGAGUGUCAGGGAUUCGGUUAGGGGUAAACCAAUUAGAGGGUUCUGACAGUUCAGCCCGUGCUGUCCCCACCGGUGAGACAGAAGUCCUGUCGUGUGGACUGGUCCUCAGAAGUAUCGGUUACAAAAGUGAACCGAUAGACGACACUGUCCCCUUCGACUCGCAGAAGGGUGUCAUACCUAAUGAAGCAGGGAGAGUCACUGGGUGCAAAGGUCUGUACUGUAGUGGUUGGGUAAGGCGGGGUCCCACUGGAGUCAUUCUGACCACCAUGACGGACGGCUUCGAGACGGGCAAGGCCGUAGUGGACGACUUGACCACCGGCAUACUUCAGCCUGUCGGAGGGGUCAGGGGUCAAGAAUGGAUCCAACCAUUGCUGCAAAAGAAAGGAAUACAAGCAGUGACCUUUGAAGACUGGAACAAAAUAGACAGUGAAGAAAUGAUGAGAGGGGAGAAAGUGGGAAAACCCAGGGAGAAGAUCUUAGAUGUGAAGGAAAUGCUACAAGUGGCACAGUCUUGAAGUUAGAAUAAGGAAAUGUUACUAUGUACAAUGUUACAUGAUGAAUGAAUAAAUGAGCAAAUAUAGCUGCCCGGUAAUCGAUAAUAAGGUGUGUUUCUAUUACAUGUAUGUAUUUACAUAUUGGCACAAUAUUAUCUACAGCAUUCUCAGGGUGGUGAGUUCAACAUCAUUUUGACACAAGUCAACAAAGAUAUGCUAAGAUAGUCAGUUAUAUCUUCAUCUGCAAACUCCAUCCAUAGACUCCAGGGGCCAUGCAUGGUUACAGUGUUUAGCUACAACAUGGGGAUAUAAGAUAAUAGGACAAAAUUCUUGAAGAAUGUGUCUUGUGUGAAAGGUAGCCAAGUGUAAACUGUGCUCUGCGGCACAGGUAUAUGUCUGCUUCAAGAUGUAUAACUUGGAUUGUGAAGCUGUUCCAGUUGCUGUAUAAAUGCGCUUUAUGUCCUACAUACCUGAGCCAUGAUAAUGUUAAAAACGGGUGUUCUGGACCUGGUGAUAUCUUGAGCUAUCACAGCAAAGCCAGUCAUCUUGUGGUCCUUCAGUAACCAUAGAAAUUCCUUUAGGCCUGUAUAGUUAUGUAUUCUGCAACCUUAUAUAAAAAGAUUGAAAUAUGGUCAGAUCACACCAUCAACUGAGCAUAGGUUUACUAAUAAUAACAUAAUAUGAUGUAAUGAGAAUUUACGGCCUUCGUAAUGGUCUUUAAACUACAGUUUUCUGUGCAGUGAUUUUUUUUAAAUGUGUCAGAGAAAAAUUCCAGGGACAAAUAAGGGACAUAUAAUUCUGGAAAAUAUAAUGGUGGACAGGUGUGCUCUCUUUGUUUUUGACGAAGGAAAUAUGAUAAGAAAUUUAUUAACCUCUUGAUUUCUGAACAUGUGGUAUUUUUGCAAUGUAGCAGAGUAGGUAGAUUGUAGCAAGGGCGUUAUAUAAACUGGGUACUUGUACUUUUCGACCUUGACAUACAAA
This is a messenger RNA of Branchiostoma floridae (Florida lancelet), 2784 nucleotides long. Its product is annotated as NADPH:adrenodoxin oxidoreductase, mitochondrial-like. Lineage: Eukaryota; Metazoa; Chordata; Leptocardii; Amphioxiformes; Branchiostomatidae. Gene Ontology annotation, biological process: ubiquinone biosynthetic process. Gene Ontology annotation, cellular component: mitochondrion. The transcript has 13 exons. Bases 178 to 1824 code for a protein of 548 amino acids. The record is from RefSeq and is a predicted model, not a curated record.